AUGCAAGAUGCUGGAAACAGAUUGUUGUUGGAAGAGCUAACAUAUGCCACUGAAUCAUUGACUCAAGAUUCAGUUGAUCUGGAGCAAGGCUUGAAUGCUGAGCAAAAACAGGUGUAUGAUAACAUCCUCGAAGCUGUCUACGGUAACAGAUGCCAAAUCUUCUUUGUCUAUGGUAGCGGUGGCACCGACAAGACUUAUUUAUGGAGAGCCUUAAUGUCAAAGCUACGCUCUCAAAACAACAUAGUACUUCCAGUGGCAUCAUCUGGCAUAGCAGCACUCCUAUUAGUGGGUGGGAGGACAGCGCAUUCCCGGUUCAAGAUACCCAUUGAUCUCAACAAGGACUCGUGCUGCAACAUUGAGCAAGGAUCUGAUCUCGCAGAACUCAUACGGCAAACAAAACUAAUAAUAUGGGAUGAGGCCCCAAUGGUACAUAGGCAUGCAUUCGAAGCAUUAGACCAUACAAUUCGAGAUAUAAUGCAACUGUAUGACCCAUCAGCAAAGGAUACAAUAUUUGGAGGCAAAACACUCGUCUUAGGAGGGGAUUUCCGGCAAACACUGCCAGUCGUCCAAAAUGGAGGCAGAGAAGAAAUAGUUUAUGCAUCGAUUAGCAAAUCGACAAUCAUAUGGCCACAAUGUACUGUCUACACCUUGAGGACUAACAUGCGGCUCAGACAAACAAACAAUGACGAGGAUAAUAGAGAUCUUGCAUACUUCUACAAAUGGGUGCUAAAUGUAGGAGAUGGAAAGAUAAAGGCAAUCUCAAAGGAAGAUGAGGAGGAACCUAUGUGGAUAGAAAUACCCGAAGAUCUAUUGAUAAAGAGUGAUGAAGAUCCCAUAGUUGUAUUAGUGCAUGAAGUUUACCCUGGAAUAUUGGAAAACCACAUGGAUCCAAAGUACCUCCAACAAAGGGCUAUACUAGCUCCUAAAAAUGAAACGGUGGACACUAUAAACAAACACAUUCAAGCAUUGAUUCCAGGAGAGGAUAUGGUGUACAAGAGCGCAGAUAGAGUGUGUCGAACAGUCAUAAGAGGAAGAAAUCUCGAAGCAUUGUACCCAACUGAGUUCCUUAACAGCCUUAAGUUCCCGGGGGUACCAAAUCAUGAGAUACACAUAAAGGUGGGAUGCCCUAUUAUGUUGUUGAGAAACAUCAACCAAAGAGAUGGGUUGUGUAAUGGCACACGCCUUAUUGCCACAAGAUUACAACAAAGAGUCAUAGAAGCACGCGUGAUUACAGGUACAAAGGCAGGGGAGCUGGUAACUAUACCAAGGGUGGAAAUGUCACUAUCUGAUCAGAAGUUGCCAUUUACCCUAAAGAGACGUCAAUUUCCAAUAAAAGUGUGCUUUGCAAUGACAAUCAACAAGAGCCAAGGGCAAACAUUUGAUCAAGUGGGUCUGUACUUGCCAGAACCAGUAUUCACGCAUGGCCAGCUAUAUGUAGCUGUCUCAAGAGUCACUGCACGUAAAGGGUUGAAAAUAUGCAUCCCAAGGACAGAUGCUGAAGAUCAGCAAAUUGCAAUGACAAAAAAUGUAGUCUAUAAAGAAAUAUUUAGAGAUGUAUAA
Molecule: messenger RNA, 1560 nt
Organism: Beta vulgaris subsp. vulgaris (sugar beet)
Lineage: Eukaryota; Viridiplantae; Streptophyta; Magnoliopsida; Caryophyllales; Amaranthaceae
Exons: 1
Coding region: 1-1560 (519 amino acids)
Biological process (GO): DNA repair; telomere maintenance
Molecular function (GO): DNA helicase activity
Source: RefSeq, a predicted model, not a curated record